UAGCCACUCAGCUGCCAGCCCUUGUUUCACUUACACACAUGCGCACACACACACACGGACUGUUUAGAGAUUGGACAGUAGCUAAUGGGAUGACAGCUAAUCCUCAGAGCUGAAGGCAGAGUAAUGGUCCCUCUCCCUUACACACACGCACAUGCACACAAUCUCGCAACACACACACUGAGAAAGAAAAAAAUCCCCAAAUUUACACUCGAGCCAAGUUCGCAUUGGGUCCGGUAAUGAGGAAAGAGACGGCGGAGAAGAUCAAGCUGAAGACAGGUGACGAGAGAGGAAAGCAGACUGUUUGAGGGUGUGAGGGCAGCUGGGAACAAGGAAGGUGAUUUUCUUAAGAUGUGAGGGAGGAAGAGUGGAUGAGCGGUGGAAAGAGAGCUGCCAUUUGGUUCUACCUGCUCUUUGGCAAGCCAGAGGCCAAAACGGGUCACGAGGUAUAAAGAUUUGUGCUGCUGCCAUGGCGAGGCGUGGCCGCCCCGCAUCUGAGAGCUACCAGUCAGUCUGCUAUUCAGGAAGCUCGUCGGUCUCUUUAUCCAGCGCAGCCGAGAUUGUCGGAUUGGACGAUGAGGACGAUCGGGCGCCCAUUUUCUCCCUCUCCAAGAGCUCCAUGGACAUGGUCAUGGUGUCCGGGCUGCCUUACAAGCGAGACCCGGCUUGGGCCAGAACGGACCUGAGACGCAGCUCCAGCACCAACACGCACUCCGAGCAGACUUCAGUGACGCUCCAACAGCUUCACCCUCAAAUGUGGCAGCACAUCAACACCACCAACAGCCACCAGUUACCACUAACGGCCCAGAACGUGGACAUGCACAGCCCUCCUGUCCUCAGUGAGCGCUGGAUUGCCAACAAGCAGCGCUGGAGCGGUUGUAGCGCCAGCACACACAGCCGCAGCAGCACUCCAGACACAAUCGUAUGGAAGGAGGGACACUCGCGCCCCUCCAGUCUUACCCAAAUGACCUCUUGGUCCGGAGCGCCGGACUCUCCCCCCGUGUUCAAACCAACCUCCUCGGCUGCCGCACAUUCUCCCUCACCCUUGAUCGCCCCCCUGCAGGCACCGACGUUGACUUCUUCUCCUUCUCUUCUCACACUGAACGCUCAACAGCCAAAAGAUGCACUCGAGACCCCGCAUUCCCCCUCUCCUCCUCAGUCACCGCCGCAGGCUUCAACCUCCUCGCCCUUGCCGUCAAACUCCCCCAAUCUCCAACACCUUACCGGCCCGAAGGACGAGGGAUUCCUGGAGAAUAACGUGCUUUCUUUUACGUUCCCUUCCCCGAUCCCUUCAUCUGUUAGCAUAGCAGAAGGGGACGCGACGUCAGAUGCUGGAUGCCUUGACGAUGUGAUAGAAGCGCCGCAAAGUCCCGGAAACGCACAGUUCUUGGAGAGGGGAGGAGGGAGAAGCCCGGUGCAAAUGUUAAGCGGUUCUUGUCUUUCUCUUUUCAGUCCUGGAGGCAUGCGGUUAUCAGAAAGUGGGGAAGUGAGAAGCCCGGUGCAACAUUUUGGCUACGUCAAGCCUGACUUUUGUCCCUCUCUAGAUAAACACGGUCCUGGAGACACACCGUUAUCAGAGAGCGGAGAAAUAAGAAGCCCAGUGCAAAUGUGUGGCUACCUGGAGCCACCUUCUCAGGCAGAGGGACAAGAAUCAGAAAGCAAACCUCCAGUGUGCUGUCUUCAGCUUCCAUGGCAGCCGGUUCAGAGCUUUUCAACAGGCAGAGAACGGAGGUCACCCCUGGUUUCUUCUCUGAGUGACUCGCGGUUGGGUGAAUGCUGCAGGUGCAACCUAAACAUGAGAGAGGGCCUCACAAAUGCUCCAAAGGGUGAAGUCUUCCGGGUGGGGGGUACGGCGACUUCAAAGCUGCAGCUGGUGGACGCAGCGGUGCAGACGAUCUCUCCAGUCGGCUCUUUUUGGGAUCUAAGGAGGAACACGUCUAACUCCAACAUGGACUCUCAUUCCCUCUUGGGUUCACCGCCUGGAUCCAGGCUCAACCUGAUCUCCUCAGUGGGAUCGAACUCUAAUCUGGUUUCCCCGUCUUCAAGCAUGUUUCCUGUGAGCAGCGAAGAGGAGGAGGAGAGGCAGGAGGAUGACCCGGCGUGGGAGAUCAACUCGCCGUCCUCACACAAUCCAGAGAGAAGAAGGUCAUGUCUGAAGAUGCAGGGCGAAAAGAGGGACAAGCUGCACAGGCGGAGCAGCAUGAAGCAGGUACAGUGGGAUGAAGAAGGGAUGACGUGGGACAUUCACGGGGCAGCUGUGGACCCGGAGGUGCUGAGCACAGCCAUACGGAAGCAUCUGGAACUCAAGAACAGCCCCCAACUCGCAAUAAAAUCAUCAAAGAAGAAAAAGAAAGCACCAAAGCCUCCUCUCAUAUCAAACGUAGUGAAGGACAUGACCCCAGAGCUCAAUCCGCCUGCAAUGAUCAUUUCAUCAGCUUGCAUGGUGGAGCCUGAGAGUGAGGACCUACCAGAGGCAGAAAAAGAGAGUCCGGUGGCAGAGAAAGGAGCAGGUGCAAAGGAGGAAACAGCAGAAGCUCCUCGUAGAAUAAGCAGAGCGGGGGCAGUUGAUGCCGAAGAAGAUGAGGAAGUGUACGGAGGGGAAGGCUCCGGCCAACCCAAGUCACCCUCGCACAGUAGCGGACAGAGCCGCAGGAGGAAUGUAAUCCGGUCACUGAGGCCCGGGUGGUGUGGAGGCUCCAGAAAGGCAGAUGACUGACCAUGCACAAGUGAUUUAGGGUUUUUACUUUCCAUAGCAGAUCAAAUCCUCAGUUUGCACUAAAGCAAAACCAAAAAAAAAAAAAAACUUUGCAAAGCUCAGAGACAGACAUCUUUAGCGCUGACCUCCAUUUGGUUUCAUCCUGCUGCUGUAAAGAUCUUUUUUUUUGUUUAGUAAAAAGGAACCAAUGCAAUGUUAGAAAAUGAUUUUCUACAACCAAGAGCCACUGUUUCGGAAAAAUGAUUUCCAAAUUCCAACUUCUGUUAUUUCUGUCUGAUUUCACACUCACAGCAAUGAGCUUAACCGGGUUAGUCUAGUUCCCAUUUUUAAGCCACAAAUUGGUAAUCAGCCAUUUAACCUUAUUUUCCAGGUCAUAAAUAACCUCAAAUAAUCAGUACUCUAUUCUGGCUGAGAAGUUGCUGUGGUAUUAGUUUGUCAAUCACAAGGCGGCCAAGCUUGAUUUUCUUUUUCUCUCUAAACGGGACCAUCAUUUACAAGAUGAACUACACGCCUGAAACUCAAGAGGAAAGUGUUUGUUGUGGUAUUCAAUUAAGAUUUCAUGUAAUUCUCUCAGACCUCUACGGCUGAGAGGCUAAAAGUGUCAAAAUCUGCAGUUCCUUAAAACAACCACUUGAGGCUAGCUCCAAAAGUGAGUAACUCCCCGUAGACCCCCGUGUUAAAAUAGCUCCAUUAAAGUUAAUAUUAAAAUGGAAUCAUGGAACAAAAACAUUUUUUUUUUUACAGAGAUUGUUUCAAACCUGCAUGACAAAUGUAAAUGGAGUUCAUUUUUAUAAAACACCGUUUUUAUGAUGUCAAAGUUUUAAGUUAUGUGUGUGCAUUUGCAGGGCCGGCUG
This is a messenger RNA of Labrus mixtus (cuckoo wrasse), 3567 nucleotides long. RefSeq lists its product as uncharacterized. The coding region runs from base 467 to 2713 and encodes 748 amino acids. The transcript has 2 exons. NCBI's taxonomy places the organism in Eukaryota, Metazoa, Chordata, Actinopteri, Labriformes, Labridae. Gene Ontology annotation, cellular component: plasma membrane. The record is from RefSeq and is a predicted model, not a curated record. Gene Ontology annotation, biological process: neuron projection development.